AUGAUGACGAACACCCCACACCAGCACCACCACCAGCACCGCAACGGCGGCGCCUCCGACGCGGCCGCGGCGUUGAAGGGCGCGAGCCUCGCCUUCAGCAAGACCAAACCGAAACCCAUCCCGCCGCCGAAACCAUCCUCCUCCUCCUCUGCCCUCGCCCCGCGAACCCUCGACCGCAGCCUCAGCACGAGCCCGAUCCAACGGCAGCACACCGGCGCCAGCGUCGCCACGACGACCACCACCACAUUCGGCAGGGACGGCACGGCGGAGAUGCGGGACCGGUUAUCCUCGUUUCUGGCCUCGAGUCCCUCGGCGGCAUCGCACCUCUCGCCGCACGCGCGCGUGGAUCCGAAGAGCCCGAGUUACAUAGCCGCGGCGCUGGCGGCGUCAAGGAGCGCGUCGCCGAGUCCGCAGCCGCAGGCGAGUCCGUCGGCGUUGACGCCCGCGCAGGUGAAUCAGUUGCAGCAGAUGCGGGAGAGCGCGAGGCGGAGGGGGGAGGAGAGUGAGGACGAGGAUGGCGGGCCUGAUACGACGUCGAUACCGGCUGCGAGGAAUCUUAUUGGGAUGUUUGAGAGGGCGGAGGAGGAUGUCGAUCCGGUGAAGAAGAGCGGGGGGGAUGGGAGGAGGCCUGCGGUUCGGACGAUGACGCCGGAGAGGGAGAUGAGUCCGGCUAGGGCGAGGGCGUCGAGGAUGGAGGAGAGGCCGGCGGGGAAGGGUCCGGUGUUGAAGACGAAGCCUAGGAUGAAGACGAGGCCGGUCACGCCUACGCCUGUUGCGGAGAAGGGCGAGGAGGGAGGGAGGGAGCUGGUGAAGAAACCUGUGCUGAAACCGAAGAAGUUGCGGCCGGUUACGCCUACGCCGGGUGAUGGAGGACCACCGAGAUCUACCAAGCCGGCUGUAUCACCAGCCAAGAAACCCACGCACAAGAGGACGGAGUCGGAGCUGUCGGUCCAGACGAUGAGGCCACCUGCGAAGAGCUUACAGCCUGCUGCUGAAGUCAGGAAGAAACAGUCACCACCGCGUCUGGCGCCGAGCGCCCAGCCGAAAGAACCACCAGCUGCCCCUGAACCGCGACGGUCGCGACCGCAAGCCAAGCAGGCCCCUCCGAGCUCGCCGCCGAUCCGGAGAGCUCAGACAGAGGUUGUCUCGCCCGAACCGAGACGACCGGCUUCGAAAGCCAGAGUGCAACCGCCGACGCCCCCGCAGCCCCGCGGCACUGCUGCAAAGUCAAGAGACCCGGACGGCCCGAAGCUGGUCAAGCCGAAAAGCAUGGCAUCCGUCUAUUCCCAAGCUCCCCUCCAAGAACCGUUCCUCCCACGCACCGAGAUCGCUCGGCCUUCCACUGCCGAUACGAGUUCAUCCAACGAUACCUUCGUGUCCGCCUCCUCCGGCCUGACGGCGGUGCCGGACCACACCCCGGCCAGGCCGCCCACCCGCCAGACGCCCUCCGCGCUCAGCACGCCCGGCCGCUCCUCCGUGAACAGCUCGCCCACCCGCACCACGCCCCGCCGCACCCCGGCCUCCUCGACCGCCAGCCUGCCGCUGAACUCCCUCUCCAACGCCAUCAUGGCCGGCUCCCUCGCCGCGGCCCGCCUCACCCCCUCCAACACGGGCAACUCGACCCUCUCCCCGCCUCCCGCCCUCCCCAGCCGUACCAAGUCGCCCCGCCUGCGCCAGACCCUGCGCCAACCGCCGUCGAAAUCGGACGACGACGAGGACGACAAGAUGCGCAGGAAGAGACACCAGCGCGCCAGCAACAAACACUCCCACGCCGAGGGCGCCCGGCGCCGCUGGCGCGACGAGAUCUCGCUCCGCGAACGCCGCCGGUACGAGGCCGUGUGGGCGAGCAACCGCGGGGCGUUGGUCUCGCUACUACAUCAUCAAGUGGACGUGCCGCCGGACGCGGCGGACUGCGUCGUCAACGUGGUGGCGCGCGAGAUCUGGCGCCGCUCGCGGUUACCACCCGAAGAACUCGCCGAGGUCUGGGACCUGGUGGACCGCGGGGGGCGCGGGAUGCUGGGGAAGCAGGAGUUCGUGGUCGGCAUGUGGCUGGUCGACCAGAGGCUCCGGGGGAGGAAGAUACCGAGGCGGGUCGGGGCCAGCGUGUGGGAUUCCGCGCAGGGGGUGAAGGUGCUUGAGCCGAGGAAGAAGUGA
Colletotrichum karsti is the source of this 2154-nucleotide messenger RNA. RefSeq lists its product as uncharacterized. The transcript has a single exon. The coding region runs from base 1 to 2154 and encodes 717 amino acids. Gene Ontology annotation, molecular function: protein binding. NCBI's taxonomy places the organism in Eukaryota, Fungi, Ascomycota, Sordariomycetes, Glomerellales, Glomerellaceae. The record is from RefSeq and is a predicted model, not a curated record.